This is a messenger RNA of Diatraea saccharalis (sugarcane borer), 5833 nucleotides long. The record is from the annotation of a GenBank genome assembly. Lineage: Eukaryota; Metazoa; Arthropoda; Insecta; Lepidoptera; Crambidae.
AAGUUCUUUGUUUCUUGCUCUAUAGGCACAAAGGUGUGGGGACAGCAUACGCGAGCCAGAGGCAGAAGAAACCCGUCCUCCUGACGGCGAGAGGUUACCAGGCGACGGAGCCAGCUGUUCCGCCCCCGAAGAUCAGCACCGUGUUAGCGACGAUGACUCUUCAAAUUGUUUACACACGUUCGAGGCGGACAAAGACACAGUAUCAUCAGAAAAUAUAUUACGUACGGGACGAUACUACAAGGGAAUAUAUUGGCCCUCACUUGCUAAUAGUUUUAAGGAUGAAGCAGUCGAAAGCUCAUACCAAAGGUACUCGCGGAGACAGCGACAAAAGUCGCUAAUAAUGGUGAACGUAGUUGAUUUAGCACUUAAAAUAUGUUUAGCUAUCAUAUACAUACCGAGUAAUAGAAAUACAGAUACAGAUGGAAUAGUCGACGCGUACAAAAUCGCGUGGACAGUGGCGUUCUGUUGGUUAAACGUAGGUGUCUGCCUGUUGGGAUGGUGGCGUUGCUUCGCCAACAACUACCUACAUUGGGCAGCCGCCUCCACUUGGAUACUGCUCAUUGCCCAAGGACUUGCUGGUGAAGGUAUCGGAUUCCAGUCCCCAGAAAGUCAAGUGUGGUACAUGCUGUUCAUAGUAUUCGUGCCGUACGCCAUGCUACCGCUAUCUCUCGGUUGGUGCAUCGUCAUCGGACUUCUGUCUUCCAUGUCACAUGUACUGGCGACGGCUAUAGAGAUAAAUGAGCUCAUUAAUCUAAACAAAAUUUCGUCACGUUCAUGUGGCAGGCGUCUUCUAGUCAGUAACGCUCUGUUGUACUCGGCUGUAAACUUCGCCGGGAUGUACGCAAAAUAUCUCGCCGAUUGGGGACAGCGUAAGGCGUUCCUGGAAACACACCGCUCUAUGGUCACAAGACAACGGACGAAACGAGAGAGCGAUCGGCAAUGGAAACUAUUUCAGAGUGUUAUCCCGGACUUCCUAGCAAAAGAAAUAUACAAUCAUGCGUCAAAAGUAAAAGGAGAAUUUCAGGAUCAACAAUUCAACAACCUCUACAUACAGAGGCAUCAAAAUGUAUCCAUACUCUACGCGGAUAUAAAAGGAUUCACAGAGCUAUCAAGCAAAUGUAGCGCCCAAGAAUUGGUGAAAUUAUUGAACGAACUGUUUGCACGAUUCGAUCGUUUAGCUUCGGAAAACAAUUGCUUGAGAAUAAAGCUUCUCGGCGAUUGUUACUUCUGUGUUAGCGGUCUACCUGAGUCUCGUGACGACCACGCUCACUGCUGCGUCAACAUGGGCCUGCACAUGAUACGCGCCAUCAGGGACGUACGGUACAACGCACAGGUGGACUUGGACAUGCGCAUCGGUAUACACAGUGGUACAGUGCUGUGCGGCGUGCUGGGACUGCUCAAGUGGCAGUUCGACCUCUGGUCGCAUGACGUCACAGUAGCCAACCACAUGGAGAGCGGAGGACUACCCGGUCGCGUCCACAUAUCGUCGGCGACGCUGGCGUGCUUGAACGGCGCGUUCGAGGUGGAGCCCGGGGAGGGCGGCGCCCGCAGCGCGUACCUCCGCGAGCACAACCUGCACACCUACCUCAUACGCAGCACCGAGCUGCCGCGCACCACCAGGCAUAGGAAACACGGAAGCCAGCAGUCACAGAUACAAAAUUGCGAGAUCAACCGACGCCCGAGUAGCAUCAUAGAAGAUGAAAUGACGACAGACUGGACACCAGAAAUGCCUUUUCAACACUACUUCACUAGCGGCGCGGCGGGCGUAGUCCGCGCCAUGAGACAUACUGACGACCUGAACGAGUGCGACCAGCAGGACGUGCCGCUCUCCGAUGUCGAGGAGGACGACAUAAUAAACCACUCGAUAGAGGUGAGCAGCAACCGUCGCAUGCGUAUCGACAAUAUGGCGGCGUGGUCGCUCCACUUCCGGCGCGGCUCUCUCGAGCAGCAGUUCGCGCAACUCGACGAGAAGACCUUCAAGUCCAACGUCAUGUGCUGCCUCGUACUCUGGCUCUUCAUCAGCUGCGUCCAGAGCAUCAUGCACUUUAACUGCACGCCCCUGAUGAUAAUACUGUCCGUCAUGACGCUGUUACUGUUCAUAUCUUUCGUGGUGGUGAUGGCGGAGGAGUUUCCUUGGUUGUGCCCACGACUCGCUAAAUUCUCAGCGAAACUGAACAGCUCAAGACUUCACAGAGACAUUCACAUAUGCAUGUUCAUAACUGUGAUGUCAAUAUCGAGCACAAUAAAACUAUACGCGUGCGAUUCAUCAUUUCCCAAAUACUUCAUCAACACGCCAUCGUCAUUGACCAACAGUUCAGAAUCCAAUAUGACUGGUUCAAAUAACACUCAAGCAACACAACCAUCGACCGAAGAGUGCUAUAGACCAGAAUACGUGGUUUUUACUUGGAUACUGUGCUUGGUCGCACUCACGUCUAUUCUGAAGCUGUAUUACCUGAUCAAGACCCUCCUGGCUAUUGUUAACGUGGCCAUGUACACUAUCCUGCUGCUCGUCUACUAUGAUGUUUAUUACAUCAAUGGAACCAACAAUACCUCGCUGAAAUUCUACGUGCAAAUGUUGAUCCUGAUGAUAAUGUUCCUGGUGAUGGUGGUGUACCACGCGCGAUUGGUGGAGGUGACAGCGCGGCUCGACUUCCUGUGGCGGCUGCAGGCGGAGACCGACCUCGACGAGAUGGAGGACACGCAGCGCACCAACCGGCAGCUGCUCAAGCACAUCCUGCCGGACCAUGUGGUCAACCACUUCCUGAGCAAGGACAGGUGCCCGGAUUGGCGCGACGAAGUGGGCGUGAUGUUCGCGGGCAUCCCAAACUUCCACGAGUUCUACUCGGAACAGAAAGCUGUAGACUGCAUGCGGCUCCUGAACGAGAUCAUUUUUGACUUCGAUAAGUUGCUGAUGCAGCCCAGAUUCAAGAGCAUAGAGAAGAUCAAGACAAUAGGAGCAACUUACAUGGCCGCUUCGGGUCUCAAUCCUAAUCAUAAAACUGGAGAAGACGAUUGCGAACACUUAUGCGCGUUGGUAGACUAUGCGUUUGCGUUAAAGGAGACACUAGAGGAAAUUAAUAAACACAGCUUUAACAAAUUCCGAUUAAGAGUAGCUGCUGGAGGGGCGCGGCUACGAGCUGGAGGGCCGCGGCGGGGUGGAGGUGAAGGGCAAGGGGCGCAUGCACACGUGGUGGGUGCGCCGCCAGCGCGGCGUCGCGCGCCGCCCCACCGCCGCCUCCGCGCCGCCGCGCUCGCUCGCCGCCAUCGUGUACAACAUGCUGCAGGCGAGGAAGCGGAUAUACACGCACCCGCUAGACAACUCCAACGGGACAGUGCCGCGCGGUGGCAGCGUGCACUACGGCGGGUCGGCGCGCGGCACCACGCGGCACCGCUCCGAGCUGCGGCGCGCGCGCACCAGGCACGGUCAACACAGGUACACUACACUACACUACACUACACUAAACUACACCUAUCGAAGUGUAUUUACGCGCCUAACUUCUGAACAACUGCAUUAAAUUGGAUGAUUCUUUUUUAAUGUGUUCCUCAUUGUCAGGACAAGGUUUGUAUAUAAGAAAAUUCAUAGAAAAGUAAAUAAAAUAAAUCAGAGUUAAUUUUGACAGAUCUUUGACGAAACAAAAACAAUUGACGUUUGCCAAAUUGACAGUAUGGUGAUAUUUUAAAUAGGUAUUGUACUAUCAAUAUUUCCUCGGUCAGGACUGGAGAAAUAAAAUAUGAUGGACCGAAGUUCGCCGGGUCAGCUAGUCUUCUAUAUAUAAAACCAAUUGCUGUUCGUUUGUCUAGCUGAAACUCGAGACCGACUAGACCGAUUAAGCUGAUUUUGAUUUUAAAAUGUUUGUCGUAGUCUAGGGAAAUUGUAUAAUAUUGUAAAUAUACAUAUUUGCCAAUUUUUCCUAUAAAAAGUAUACAUAGGGGAAGUUUGGCACCAUUCGUACACGGGGAACCUUCAUACAGUCACUACUACAUCUUGUAGAAAAGCCUAUUUAUUACGACUUUGUGUUAGUGGAUAGGCGCCGGCGACUGCCAGUUGUCCACGAAGUUAGCCAAACAUGCAGCCACUGCGAGCGAAACUAGAGAACUUAAAGUAUUUUGGCAUGCUCAUAGUAAAUAUUUUGUUAAUUUUUUGGAUCUUCCGUGCUUUAAUCAUACGUUAAAUUUUAUUGGAUUAUUGCUUAAUCGUAAGUGAAUACGAUUAAGAUAAUAAUAUAUAUCCAUAUUGUGUAUUUUUCUACGUGGGUUUUGUGUUAGAAAAAAUAAUUUUAUUAUAUAUCUUCGGGGCACGUUCGUACAUUUCCAGAAAGGGCACAUUCGUACGCGUAUGUGUGUAUGCUAACAAUUUUUAUUAUUAUAUCAGAAAAUUUACGUACGUAAGUACGCGUAUGUGCUAACAAUUUUUAUUAUUAUAUCAGAAAAUUUAGAAAAAAUGAUCGGAAUUUUAAGAAGAAAAAGCAGACACGUUCCCAAUAUUAAUUAAAUGAGUUUUUUUUGCAUCUGUAAAGGUUUUAAAUAGUAAAAACCAAAUUGUUUUACUGAAAAGACUAACCAAUUGAAAAAGUUAAUAAACACAUUUCGGACUCACGAUGUUGGAUGUAACAACACUAUCAAAUGAUUAUGAUAAAGUUAUGAAAUAUAAAUAUUUGCAAAAUUGUUAUGAAACUGGCUUCGCUGAUAUUGAAUGGAUGCACGGUUUUCGUAAAAAAUAUAGUUAGACUCUAAGCCUAUUAGUCGUAUAGUUUAUUACAUCGUUUAUAAGUUUAAGAUCAAUGAAAACGAUUUUUUUAAUUCAUUUGUUGUUUUACUUAAUAUAUAUGAAGUUACCACACUUUCUGAAUGUUCCCCGGCCCAUGUACGAUUGUACCCCUUAAUAGGGAUAGAUUCGGACAUUUCAUUAGCUUUUAGUAAAAUUCAAUCCUUUGAUAUAUUAUACAAGAUAUCAACUUUGAACUUUUUAAAUAAGGAGCAGAAAGUAUGCUUUAUGUUUUAAUAAGUAAUUGAGUAAUUUAUCUUUGAUUAUCAAUAUUUUAAACAUCAUUGACUAAAAAGUGUACGAAUGGUCCCAAUCUUCCCCUAUACGUACAUAACUAAUUACGGAAAAAAUAUAUAUCGGUGUUUUUUUUUUUCUAUUCAGAAAACUGAAUUCACGUUUUGACUGGCAAACCCAAAAUAAUAUGUAGGGUAGUUUUGUUAAUUUUCAAUCACAGUUUGUUUGAACGUUAUUUGUACACACAGCAGCGCACCAGGUUAGUACAAUAUGUCAAAUUUCCGCCACUGAUUUCGAGUAAAUGGUUGUGAAUGGUUCCAAUGCAGAUGUGAUGGCGACGAGUUGGAGUUGGGCGGCAUCCGUCCGCACGCGAGCAGUAUGGUGGUGCGGCGGCCGGAGAUGGCGCCGCCGCUGGUGGGCAGCGCGUCCGCCCCGCACACGCCCACCGCGCCCGCCCAUCUGCAACACGACCACGCCAACAAACACAAACUGGGACUCGGUGCAAGACUAAAAGCGGCCAGUUUCUCAUAUCGUACACGCCCAAGAGACAAAUCGCCUAAAGUUCACGAGCAAUCUAAAGAAGGUUCAGUGAACUCCAUAGCGAACGGCGCGCCAGGAUCGUUCAGAUUCAGGUCGGUCACCACCGCCUCAUUCUUCAGGAGCAGGAACAAAGACAAGAGGAGCAGGGAACAGCUAGAAGAACAGCACAAGGAAAACGGUGACGUCAUGACUACAAAAAUGUAACAGUACUGAUGAAGACUUAUACAAAUGUUAUUGGGUUUCCUUUUUUUUAUUACACUACAUUUUUUUUGAAAAAUCUACUAAGUGCAGCGU